CGAUGUCGAGUCCGCUGAACUGAAACUGUGCUGAACGUAAUCAUUAGCUUGAUUCCCCUGUUUAAAGACAAGGUUAGCGACAAGAUUGUGUCGAGUUGCGUCAGCACCUCGUAUGAGCCACGAUUCCUUCAGCCGGUACGGAACGUUGUGUCAAAGAUGACUCGUGUCGUCAGAAAUUAUUCUUUUAUGAAUAGGGAAGGGUUGCUAUGUUCCACAAAGUUGAGUAUUCCGGAGACCAUCAAUUUCGCCGAGCAGGAAGAGAACAUGUUAAAACUAUGGACGGCUCACUAUGUAUAUCAUGAAUGCAUGGAUAUAUCUACUAGGGAAGAAUGGCCAAAGUAUUCGUUCUAUGACGGGCCACCUUUCGCUACCGGCCUUCCACAUUAUGGUCAUAUCCUCGCUGGUACUAUAAAGGACAUUGUGACGAGGUACGCAUAUCAAAGCGGCUAUCAUGUGGAGCGUCGAUUUGGCUGGGACUGCCACGGUCUUCCUGUGGAGAAUGAGAUUGACAAGAAACUGGGUAUCAAAGGACCUGAUGAUGUCGCCAAGAUAGGUAUCAAAGCGUACAACGAAGAGUGUCGUAAAAUCGUGAUGAAAUAUUCCAAGGAAUGGCAGGACAUUGUUGGCCGGAUGGGACGGUGGAUUGACUUUGAAAAUGACUACAAAACCAUGUAUCCAUGGUAUAUGGAGUCCAUCUGGUGGGUGUUCAAGCAGCUAUAUCACAAAGGCCUUAUAUAUGAAGGUAUUAAAGUAAUGCCUUAUUCUACUGCCUGUAACACGCCACUGUCCAACUUUGAGGCAGGUCAGAAUUACAAGGAUAUAAUGGAUCCAUCGGUCGUCGUAGUCUUUCCUCUACUGGAUGAGCCAGGGGUGUCUCUAUUGGCCUGGACCACCACUCCUUGGACACUACCUAGUAAUUUGGCAUUAUGUGUCAAUCCUACUUUUGAAUAUGUGAAGGUAAAAAAUGAGAAGACUAGUGACAUUUAUAUCAUAUUGGAGGCUCAAUUGCAAAUCCUUAAGGGUUCUUAUACCAUAAUAGACAGGAUAAAGGGCACAGACCUGAAAGGAAAGGCAUAUGAACCAUUGUUUCCAUAUUUUUUGCAUCAUAAAGAGAAAGGUGCUUUCAGAGUCCUGAAUGACACUUACGUCACAGCAGAAACCGGAACUGGCAUCGUCCAUCAAGCCCCAUAUUUCGGAGAGGAUGAUUUCCGAUGUUGCCUAGAGGCUGGCGUCAUAUGCAAGGAUCAAGAGAUUAUAUGCCCCGUGGAUAGUUGCGGUUGUUUCACAGAGCCGGUUCACGACUUUCUCGGCAAGUAUGUCAAAGACGCGGACAAAGAAAUAAUAAAGUAUUUGCAGCUUAAGAAGAAGCUGAUUGUCAAUAGCACGAUAAAGCAUAGCUAUCCGUUUUGCUGGAGAACGGACACGCCGCUUAUUUACAAAGCUGUGCCCUCUUGGUUCCUCAAGGUGGAAGCAAUCAAGGACAAAUUGCUGGUGGCAAAUAGUAAGACCUACUGGGUGCCGGAUUUCGUGAAGGAGAAACGAUUCGGCAACUGGCUGCGUGAUGCGCGCGACUGGGCCAUCAGCAGGAAUCGUUACUGGGGCAAUCCAAUACCGCUUUGGAUCUCUGAAGACAGGGAGGAGAUCGUGUGCGUGGGCAGCAUGGAGGAACUAGAAAGAUUGACAGGCGCAAAAGUGGAGGACAUCCAUCGCGAGAACAUUGAUCAUCUGACAAUACCGUCGAAACGUGCGGGACAGCCGCCGUUGCGUCGUAUAUCUGAAGUCUUCGACUGCUGGUUCGAGUCCGGUUCCAUGCCAUACGCGCAGGUCCAUUUUCCAUUCAAUCAAGAUCGCAAGGAAUUCGAUGAGAUCUUCCCAGCAGAUUUCGUCGCUGAGGGUAUCGAUCAGACGCGUGGCUGGUUUUACACGCUUCUGGUGAUAUCCACCGCACUGUUUGGCAAAGCGCCGUAUAAAAACCUCGUGGCCAAUGGUCUAGUACUCGCGUCCGACGGCCAAAAGAUGUCGAAGCGUAAGAAAAAUUAUCCCGACCCUAUGGAAGUGAUCAACAAAUACGGGGCGGACGCUCUGCGUCUUUAUUUGAUCAAUUCGCCAGUCGUGAGAGCCGAGAACCUUAAAUUUAAGGAAGAGGGUGUUCGGGACAUCAUCAAGGAUGUCUUCUUGCCAUGGUAUAACGCGUUCCGUUUCUUAAUGCAGAACAUUGACCAGUACCAGGAGUCUGGGAUCAGGUUUGUAAUCACUGAAGGUCAAGAAUCCUAUUCCAACAAUAUAAUGGAUAGAUGGAUUAUGUCGAUCACUCAAUCGCUGUUGAUCUUUGUGAAGAAAGAGAUGGAAGAGUAUAGACUGUACACUGUGGUGCCCUAUUUAAUAAAGUACAUUGACAAUCUCACAAACUGGUAUGUGAGAAUGAAUAGAAAACGUAUCAAAGGUGAAGAUGGUCUGGAGGAUUGCGAUAAUGCAUUGACGACUCUAUUUCUAGCAAUUCACACGAUGGUGCAGAACUAUGCGCCAUUCACGCCAUUCUUGACGGAAUUCAUGUUUAUGCGAUUAGACCAAUGGGUUGUCGUAACGUCGAAUGAUUUGCCUAAGAAUUUUGAGAAUUGUCGCACGUAUAUUGAGAAUUUUACAAAGACAUUCAAGUAUCAACCGAGUAAUCAGUCUGAUUGUGAGUCUCAUCCUGAGCCUAUGGAUGAAGAGAAGACUUUCAAGUUGAAGCGUAAAGAAUACAUGAAGAAGAUAAAUGAGUGGAACGUAAAGAACGUUAAAGAACUUAGAGAAUAUUUUGAAAAUUUUGACAAAAGUGUGCAUUGGAAAUUGAUACCACAUCCGCAACAUCAUGUGAUUAACAAAGACAUUGAGAAAGCUAUAUCGCACAUGCAGUCAGUCAUUCAACUGGGUCGUAUUGUACGCGAUAGAAAGGUCAUUCCCACAAAAUAUCCCUUGCCGGAAAUCGUGGUGAUCCAUCGAGAUGACAAAGUACUAAGAGACAUUGUCUCAUUAAAGUCAUACAUACUCGAAGAACUCAACAUCAAGAAAUUAAUUGUUACUACUGACAAGGAGAAAUAUGGUGUGACCUUGAGAGCAGAACCAGAUCAUAAGACACUUGGUGCUCGUUUGAAGGGCGAAUUCAAACAGAUAAUUCAAGCCAUUAAAGAGCUGUCCGACGAACAGCUGCAGAAGUUUGUUUCCACGAAGGAAAUUAUCGUGCAGGGCCACAAGCUCGAGGAGCAAGACCUGCGUCUGAUGUUCAGCUUCACCGGUCCGGCCGCCGAGCAACUGUCGAAGCAAUACGAGACUCACAGCGAGGGAAGCAUACUGAUCCUUGUGGACAUUACUGCUGACGAGGCGAUGCACAACGAGGGAAUAGCACGUGAGGUGAUCAAUCGAGUGCAGAAGUUACGGAAGAAAGCACGACUCGUGCCCUCCGACGAAGCCAUCGCAUAUUAUGAAAUCAAAGACGCGAACAGCAACUUGGCGAAGAUCAUCAUCAGUCAUAAGGAAUUUAUCGAGAACGUGACCAAGACUCCGCAGAGAGACAUGAUCGAGUUGCCAUGCAAUAGCGAUGUCAUUAUUGAGGAGAUGCAAAAGAUCAAAGACAUGGAUAUGAGGCUCGUGUUGGUCAGAACAUCGGCCAAUCAUACGUCAACACAGGAAGGCAGCACGACAUCAUCGAAAUCGCAACCUUCUGCGAGUUACGUCAACGUAAUACUUUCGAAUAUGCAACCACGAUACGGCGCGUCCUCGAAGGAUAAGAUUUACUUGUAUAAUUCGCAACUUGGACCUCUCACAUACAAACGUUUGAAACAGGAAAUUGAUUUGGUAUUUGGUAUAUAUAACUGUUCGUAUGAUAUGUAUCUUCAUGCCGAGAAAAUUACCAGAACACUGGAUGAUACGCCAGUGGAGAAAAACAUGUUCAAUAAACAAUGGUUAGAAGUAGUGAGAUCAACAAACAAAUGAUAGAAAUUUUAAAUAUAUUUUUUCAAUUGUAUGA
Atta colombica is the source of this 4006-nucleotide messenger RNA. RefSeq names its product isoleucine--tRNA ligase, cytoplasmic (gene IleRS). Bases 157 to 3972 code for a protein of 1271 amino acids. Lineage: Eukaryota; Metazoa; Arthropoda; Insecta; Hymenoptera; Formicidae. The transcript is spliced from 2 exons. Gene Ontology annotation, molecular function: aminoacyl-tRNA deacylase activity; ATP binding; tRNA binding. The record is from RefSeq and is a predicted model, not a curated record. Gene Ontology annotation, biological process: isoleucyl-tRNA aminoacylation.